AUGGAAGCAACCGUGCCAAACUUGAGAAUGAAUUUAGUAUCAGCUUUUGUCAGCCUCAUUCUCUUCAUACAUCAAACUCACUCCAACACUUGUAUUGCCUAUACUUCCCAUCCUGGAAAUGAAACAGACAGGGAGGCAUUGCUCGCCUUCAAGGACAAGGUGAUUGAAGAUUUUCAAGAUAUCACGAGUUCUUGGAACAAGUCUGUUAGUCACUACAACUGGCCAGGAGUUUCUUGCAGUCGCCGCCAUGCGGGAAGAGUCAUCGCCCUCGACUUGUUGAAUCAAAAGCCCCUUGGCACAAUAUCUCCUGACAUCGGGAAUCUCACCUUCUUGAGGCGUAUUGAUCUAGAAGCGAAUCGGCUUCGAGGUAUGCAAUACCUCUAUUUGCAAUACAAUCGGCUCAGCGGGAGGAUACCUGACGAGCUUCGGAAUUUAGUUGAGAGAAAGCUCGCUGUUUUUGGGGUCUCAGUGAACGAUCUUACUGGGGGAAUUCCAAGUUGGUUGGGGAAUGGAUCUUCACUUACAGACUUAGAUUUGGGGCAAAAUGACCUAAGAGGUCGAAUACCGGCCGAGCUCGGAAGGAUCUCAAAAUUAGAAAACCUGACUUUACAUUAUAAUAAUCUAAUAGGACACAUCCCCUUUUCGGUAUACAAUCUUACAUCACUUGUCUCCCUUUCCGUAGGGGGUAACAGCCUACAUGGUGAAAUCCCACCAGAAAUUGGCAACUAUUUUCCACAUCUCCAGCGGCUUUACCUCUCAGAAAAUCGAUUUUCAGGGCAAGUGCCGCAUUCGCUGCCUAACGCUACUGGACUUGAAGAGCUUAUUCUCACUUCUAAUAGCUUUUCGGGGAAUGUGCUUGCCAAUCUUGGAAACUUGAGGAAUCUUACAAGAAUUGGUUUUGGCAAUAACCAAUUACAAUCAGGACCUGACGGCUUAAGUUUCCUCACUGAUUUUACCAACUGCACUAAACUGAAAGCGUUAGAUUUCGGCCACAACAAAUUCAGAGGAGAAAUACCUGCUUCCGUUGCCAAUUUGACGAAUACGCUUCAGGUCUUACUCCUGGGAUCAAACCUGAUCACAGGAAAUAUCCCUCCAGAAAUCGAGAAGCUGAAUGGCCUUCAGAUCUUGGCGAUAUACAACAACAGCAUCAGCGGUGAGAUUCCCCAUGGCAUCGGUAAGCUCCAAAAUUUGAAGUAUCUUUACCUAUGGCGCAAUAGGAUUUCAAGGGCAAUUCCUUCCUCUCUUGGAAACAUCACCCAAUUGCUUCACCUGGAGCUUCAAAAAAAUCAAUUAGAAGGUGACAUUCCUCCAAGCCUUGGAUGGUGUCGACAAUUGCAAUUACUAACACUUUCAGAUAACAACCUUAACGGUACAAUACCCAAUGAGGUCAUCGGUCUUUCUUCUUUGUCCCUCUAUUUUGGAGUAGCUCGAAAUUCCUUAACGGGGCCAUUACCUCUUGAAGUGGGUAACAUAAGCAAAAUUGUGCAUGUCGACCUCUCUGACAACAGGCUGACCGGAGAAAUACCAAGCACUUUGUCCCAGUGUCUGAUGUUGCUAAGCUUAAAUAUGGCAGUAUUGGAUCUGUCCAUCAACAACCUUGAAGGAGAGGUACCACAGGAGGGGAUUUUCAGAGAUACAAAGCGCAUAUCGAUCAUCGGAAACGAAGAACUAUGUGGGGGCAUCAAGGAACUUGGACUUCCCACAUGCAAAGUCCGUGACGCGAAGAAACAGAGAAAGCAUCCAGAACUGAAAUUAACUAUCACAGUAACUAUCUCGUUUUUGAUAGUGUUGACAUGCUUCAUUGUUGUUGUGUACCAGAGGAAGAAAUCUACGACAAGACCUAGUGUUGCAUUGCCAAUAGAUGAGCGCUUCCAAAAGGUUUCCUAUGCAAAGCUCCACCAAGUGACCGAUGAGUUCUCGCCAUCUAAUUUGAUUGGCCAAGGGAGUCAUGGCUCCGUGUAUAGAGGAAUGCUAGAUGGAAAUCGACCAGUGGCAGUGAAAGUGCUCAACCUAAAACAAAAGGGUGCUUUUAAGAGCUUCUUGGCAGAAUGUGAAGCACUAAGAAAUAUACGCCACCGAAAUCUUGUUAACAUCAUCACUGUUUGCUCAAGCAUCGAUUUCACCGGCGCAGACUUUAAGGCUCUAGUCUACGACCUAAUGCGAAAUGGUAGUUUAGAACAGUGGUUGCACCCCAGCGAAAAUCAGCUCGAUAUGCCAAAACUCAGUCUCAGCCAGAGGUUAGACAUUGCCAUUGAUGUGGCUUCUGCUAUUGAAUAUCUUCACCACCAUUGCCAGACGAGCAUCAUACACGGCGAUCUAAAGCCAAGCAACGUUCUUCUUGAUCACGACAUGGUAGCUCGAGUGUGUGAUUUCGGGCUAGCGCGAUUUCUUCGUGGAAGCACAAACCUAGAUGCUUCUCAAUGUCCAGCAAGCUCCAGUGGAUUAAAAGGAACCAUUGGCUAUGUAGCUCCAGAAUAUGGCCUUGGUGGUACUUCAUCGUUGCAGGGAGAUGUGUACAGCUUUGGGAUACUGUUGCUCGAGAUGUUCACCGGAAUAAGACCUACUGAUGUUAUGUUCAAGGAUGGAUGGACCCUCCAUGAAUUCGUCGAGGCUGCUCUGCACAAAAGCUUGGUGAAGAUCCUAGACCCUUCAGUGCUAUCUACAGAGUAUCUUGUACGGAUCGGCGAUGGCCAAAUUAGUGAUGCUGACAUGGUAAGAUUUGAGGAAAAACAUUGCUGACAUAAUGAGAAUUGGAGUUCUCUGCUCGGCGAAACUUCCGAUUGAGCGUAUGGACAUGACGAAUGCAUUAUCCAAGUUAUGUGCUGUCAAAGAGAAGUUUUUCAGGCAUGGCACGUGAGAUUUGGAAGAGGAUUUAACUUCUCCUGUUGCAAUUUUAAUUUCUUUUCAGUUUUUUCCAGUGUGAACUGUGAAUGUAAACCCAAAAUGCAACUCUAC
Syzygium oleosum is the source of this 2955-nucleotide messenger RNA. Its product is annotated as putative receptor-like protein kinase At3g47110. Lineage: Eukaryota; Viridiplantae; Streptophyta; Magnoliopsida; Myrtales; Myrtaceae. Gene Ontology annotation, molecular function: protein kinase activity; protein binding; ATP binding. Gene Ontology annotation, biological process: protein phosphorylation. The transcript has 4 exons. The record is from RefSeq and is a predicted model, not a curated record. Bases 1 to 2739 code for a protein of 912 amino acids.